Diachasma alloeum is the source of this 1252-nucleotide messenger RNA. Its product is annotated as RWD domain-containing protein 2A. The coding region runs from base 246 to 1118 and encodes 290 amino acids. The record is from RefSeq and is a predicted model, not a curated record. Lineage: Eukaryota; Metazoa; Arthropoda; Insecta; Hymenoptera; Braconidae. The transcript is spliced from 3 exons. Gene Ontology annotation, molecular function: protein binding.
UCAGUUUUUCACUGUCAGCUGGAUCAUCAGCUGUCUCACAUGACCCCCACAUGUGCAUCAAAACACACAUCCUAUCAUUUCAAAAUAUCAACAAAAAAAAAGCGAAAUCGCCGAUAGUGAUGAACGAUAGACUUUUCAUUUUUUCAAUUACCCAAUUCACACGCAAUUUAUAUCCGUGAUUGCACGAAGUGUUUCUACAGUGUCAUAAAAAUUUGUAAACAAUAGUAACAACAUAAAUUAUCGCAAUGGCAGACGUUAUGAAAAUCCGGGAAUACUUGACGACUCAAGUUAUUGAACUUGAGACGUUGCAAGCUGUUUAUCCGGAUGAAUUAGUUAUAUCGGAUCAUGGUGCAUUGGCUGACAUCAAUGCAUUUAUUUCUGGCGGGCAUGAUGAUAGUCCUGGACGAUUAGCAUACUCAAUAAAAAUAACUGUGCCCGAGGGCAGUGUGGAUCUCCACAUAACACUACCACCAGAUUACCCAGGUGUCAGUCCAGACGUAUAUGCCAGGGGUUCAGCCCUCGAUCGCACCCAGCAAACAAAAUUGAACGACGCACUGAUAGGUUUUGCCAAGACUCAAGAUCCCGAUGAACCGUGCAUUUAUGUCCUCGUCUCCUGGAUGCAGGAUCACUUGGAUAAAUACUUAAAACACUCGAGGAAAAAUAACGAGAAGGACAAUAGGAAGAAUAAGAAAAAGAGUACAAAACCGAAAGUUUUCGGUCGUUAUUGGAUUUACAGCCAUCACAUUUAUUCCAAUAUAAAGAGGAAGGAUAUGGCUGAUGAGGCUAAGGAGUGUGAAUUGUCGGGCUUCUGUUUGGCUGGGAAGCCGGGGAUUAUUUGUAUCGAGGGAGCUCUGGAGGACUGUGAAUAUUGGUGGCAGAAGAUAAAAGUGAUGAACUGGCACAAAAUAUUAUUAAAACUAGUUGAAGAAGAGAAUUUAGACGGUAAAGAUGUAAAUACAAUGCGUAAAUUCACGGAAUUCCAAGAAAUAUCAUUCCCAACAACCGAUAAACACAACGACAUGGGACAACUGUUCAAAUACCUAACCGAGCAUCAAUCCCAGCAUGUGUUUAAAGAUUUCUUCGGUGUAGAGGGAAAAAUGACCAAUAACAACAAUUAAUUUAAGCACACAGAAACUAUGAUAUUUUUUUACUUUUCUUAAGAAUUACCACAACGAUUCCAUUUUCUUUCUAAGUCCUUGUCAAUUUAUUGAGAGUUUAUAAGUUAUAAUAAAGAGUGUUACCUGUUUCAUAA